Phascolarctos cinereus (koala) is the source of this 2862-nucleotide messenger RNA. RefSeq names its product DNA ligase 1 (gene LIG1). Gene Ontology annotation, biological process: Okazaki fragment processing involved in mitotic DNA replication; DNA repair; DNA recombination. Gene Ontology annotation, cellular component: mitochondrion; nucleus. The record is from RefSeq and is a predicted model, not a curated record. Gene Ontology annotation, molecular function: DNA binding; ATP binding; DNA ligase (ATP) activity. Lineage: Eukaryota; Metazoa; Chordata; Mammalia; Diprotodontia; Phascolarctidae.
GGAGUGGAGCCCGAGCCCGAGCUGGGAGCCGGGAGCCGGGAGCCGGGAGCCGGGUAGGAGUUUUGGCAGCGUUACGCGGAAGGAGGAGGCGCUGCGGAGAGACGGAAGGGAAGACCUCGGGAGCCGUCAUGCAGCGAUCGAUAAAGUCGUUUUUCCAGCCUAUGAGCGGGGACAGAGUGAGGAAGCAGGAGGAGCCCCCCAAAAGCAGCAAGGAGAGAGAGCCCACCUCCAAGGCUGCCCUGAAGGAGAGGAAUGCUGUAGAACCUGAGAGUGAGUCCCCCGUGAAGAGGCCUAUGAGGAAAGUGCCCCGAGUCCUAGGGAGUGAAGGCGAGGAGGAGGACCACGAGGAGGUGGCCCCGACAGCCCCCCCAGACCAGAAGCCCAGCGUCCCCUCCCGGGCCCCUUCUCCAGCCAGCUCCGGCCCGUCCCCCUCAGACUCCUCGCCCCACGGCAUCUCCCCAGCAGGGAUCCCAAAGCGUCGGACAGCUCGGAAACAGAUGCAGAAACGUAAGCUGAAGGAGCUGCCUGAGGACCAUGAGGGCCAGGUGCCCAAGAGGCUUAAGAGGGAGGGAGGCGAGAGUGCACAAGGGAGAAGCCCUGAGCGGCCCGCCUCGAUCCGUGAGGCACAGCGGGCCCCCGAGCCGCAGGGCGCCUCGGAGGAGGCGAGGCGAGGCCCGGAGCCAAAGGCACCCGCCCGGGCACCCAAGGCCUUCAGCAGCUUUUUCACCCCCCAAAAGCCGGCAGCAGCAAAGCAGACCCCAAAGGAGGCAGAGACAGGGAAGGCAGCAGAGGAGACAUCCAGGGCGCCCCUAGACCCAGCCACAUACGACCCUUCUAAGAGCAGCUAUCACCCCCUGGACGACGCAUGCUGGAAACCAGGGCAGAGGGUCCCCUACCUCAUUGUAGCUCGGACAUUUGAGAAAAUUGAGGAAGUCUCUGCUCGGCUCCGGAUGGUGGAAACGCUGAGCAACCUCCUCCGGUCAGUGACCGCCCUGUCCCCCACAGACCUGCUCCCUAUCCUCUACCUGAGUCUCAACCAGCUGGGCCCCCCCCAGCAAGGCCUGGAGCUCGGCGUGGGGGACGGCGUGCUCCUCAAGGCGGUGGCCCAAGCCACAGGGCGGCAACUGGAAGCCAUACGGGCCGAGAUGGCAGAAAGGGGGGACGUGGGGUUGGUGGUAGAGGCCAGCCGCAGCACCCAGCGUACCAUGCUGCCCCUGCCCCCCCUGACGGCAUCAGGGGUCCUGAGCAAGCUCCGAGACAUCGCCCGCCUCACAGGCAGCGCUUCCACAUCAAAGAAGAUCGACAUCAUCAAAGGCUUGUUUGUUGCCUGUCGCCACUCGGAGGCCCGCUUCAUUGCCAGGGCCCUGAGUGGGCGGCUGCGCCUGGGCCUUGCCGAACAGUCGGUGCUGGCCGCACUUGCCCAGGCCGUGACCCUCACGCCCCCUGGCCAAGAGUUCCCCCCGGCUGUGGUAGAUGCUGGGACAGGCAAGUUGGCAGAAGCCAGAAAGACUUGGCUGGAAGAGAAGGGCAUGAUCCUGAAGCAGACCUUCUGCGAGGUGCCUGACCUGGACCUGAUUGUCCCUGCCCUGCUCGAGCACGGGCUGGACCAGCUGCCCCAGCACUGCCAGCUGACCCCAGGGGUACCCCUGAAGCCCAUGCUGGCCCACCCCACCCGCGGCAUUGGGGAGGUGUUGAAGCGCUUCGAGGAGUCUGCCUUCACAUGUGAAUAUAAGUAUGAUGGGCAGAGAGCACAGAUCCAUGUCCUGGCAAACGGGGACGUGAAGAUAUUUAGCCGGAACCAGGAGGAUAACACGGGCCGGUAUCCAGAUGUCAUCAGCCGCAUCCCGAAGAUGAAGCAUCCCUCAGUCAUCUCCUGCAUUCUGGACGCAGAAGCUGUGGCCUGGGACCGGGUAAAGAAGCAAAUUCAGCCCUUCCAGGUGCUCAGCACACGCAAACGCAAGGAGGUGGAGGAGGCCGAGAUCCAAGUCCAGGUGUGCCUGUAUGCCUUCGACCUCAUCUACCUCAAUGGGCAGUCCCUGGUCCGGGAGCCGCUGUCCCGGAGGCGGCAGCAGCUCCGGGAGAACUUCAUCGAGACAGAGGGCGAGUUUGUUUUUGCCACGUCUCUAGACACGAAGGACACUGAGCAGAUCGCCGACUUCCUGGAGCAGUCCGUGAAAGAUUCCUGUGAGGGCCUGAUGGUGAAGACCCUUGACACCAACGCCACCUAUGAGAUUGCCAAGAGAUCCCACAACUGGCUCAAGCUGAAGAAGGAUUAUCUGGAAGGCAUUGGGGACACUCUGGACCUGGUGUUGAUCGGGGCCUAUUUGGGCCGGGGGAAACGGGCCGGACGAUACGGGGGCUUUCUCCUGGCUGCCUUCGAUGAGGACAGUGAAGAGUUCCAGGCUAUUUGCAAGCUGGGCACAGGCUUCAGUGAUGAAGAAUUAGAGGAACAUUACCAGAGCCUCCAGGCCCUCGUGAUCCCUGCUCCUCGUUCCUAUGUCCGAGCCGAAGGGGCUGUACCCCCUGACCACUGGCUAGAACCAACCACUGUAUGGGAGGUUAAAUGUGCUGAUCUCUCUGUCUCCCCAAUUUAUUCGGCAGCCCGAGGGUUGGUGGAGAGCGACAAGGGCGUCUCCCUGCGGUUUCCCCGAUUUGUCCAAGUUCGAAAAGACAAGAAACCAGAAGAGGCAACCUCCAGUGCCCAGGUGGCCAAUUUGUAUAAGAAACAGCAACAGAUUCAGAACCAGCAGGAUUCCAAAUCCCCUACCUUUGAACCGGAAGAUUUCUGUUAAGUCGCCCAGUCCUACCUGGGGGGGAGCAGAGCAAAGGUGCCACUGUUUACUCAAUAAAAUUUGGGGGCUA